Phytophthora nicotianae INRA-310 is the source of this 198-nucleotide messenger RNA. RefSeq lists its product as hypothetical. Lineage: Eukaryota; Oomycota; Peronosporomycetes; Peronosporales; Peronosporaceae. The coding region runs from base 1 to 198 and encodes 65 amino acids. The transcript is spliced from 2 exons. The record is from RefSeq and is a predicted model, not a curated record.
AUGUAUCGAUACAAACACAUUACGGAAUACCACAACGUCGAGCAGUAUCUGCGAGAUCUCUACCAGAUUCCUGGACUGAAGAGCACAGUGAACUGGGAUCACUUGAAAAUCAGUACGGAUAACAAAGCCGCCCACAUUACGCCGGAGGGUCCGUUUGUCGACUACGACGCAGAGCAUGGUCGUGCGGAUCAUACCUAA